AUGACCCUAUCUCAAAUGGUCAAGACAGAGUUAGCAUGGUGGAUAGAAAACAUUGAUAUGGCAUCUAGACCAAUAAUGUUCGGUUAUCCAGACAUCACUAUUACAACUGAUGCCUCAAACUUAGGUUGGGGCGCUGUCUGUAAUGGGACUAAAACUGGAGGACCCUAAGGUAAAGAUGAAGCAGACUUUCACAUCAACUACUUAGGGAUGAAGGCAGUACUUCUAGGCCUAACAUCCCUUUGUAAUAAUACCACAGGGAAACACAGAGUCCAGUCUGACAACACUACUACUGUCUCAUAUAUCAAUGAAAUGGGAGGAAUAAAAUCUGUCUUGUGCAAUGAUAUGGCUCAAACCAUAUGGGCAUGGUGUAUUGAUUCUAAUAUAUGGUUAAGUGCUUGUCAUAUUCCAGGUUCUCAAAAUACUGAUGCUGACAAGCAAUCAAGAGUAUUCAAUGUAUCAACUGAGUGGUCCCUAUGCACUCUGGUUUUUGAAGACAUUCAAAAACUUUGGGGAAAAUUUGAUGUAGACUUAUUUGCCUCAAAACUGAACCUCCAAAUCCCUCAUUAUGUCUCUUGGCGACCAGACCCCAAUGCCAUGUUUGUCAACGCUCUGUAUAUGAAUUGGCACAAUUAAUCAUUUUAUGCAUUUCCGCCUUUCAGUUUAAUUGGAACGUGCCUUCAGAAGAUUCAACAGGACCGCGCAACAGGCGUAGUAAUAGUCCCCUCUGGCCAACCCAACCUUGGUUUACAGUUCUCCUUUAUCUACCUACGGACAACCCUCCGAUUCUACCAUGCUUCAAAACCCUCCUGACAGUCUCACAACGGUGCACUUCACCCCUUGAGGAACAAGCUGCAGCUAAUAGCCUGCAAACCCUCAGGCGAACGUUUGAACAGAGAGGCAUUUCAAGCCAAGCUACCGAUAUCAUCAUCCAAUCUUGGACUUCUGGAACCCAGAAACAAUAUCAACCAUACAUCAAGAAGUGGCUUGAAUUUUGUCAUGGAAGGGAGAACAAUCCAUAUGAUUCACCUAUAGCAACUGUGCUUGACUUUUUGGUGAGUCUUCAUGAGAAGGGACUAGGAUAUUCAACCCUGAACACUGCUAGGGGUGCAAUUUCUGUGAUUGUUCUUCCACAUAACGAUGUCACAAUAGGGAGCAAUCCUAUUAUCUCCAGGUUUAUGAAAGGAAUUUUCAAAACAACCCGCCUACACCUCGUUACAAGACAACAUGGGACCCUCAUAUUGUUUUGAAUUACCUCUCAUCCCUUGGUACAGGGGACAAAUUGACAUUGAAACUACUGUCAAUGAAACUGCUAAUGUUAACUGCAUUGGUAUCAGCUGAAAGAGGACAAAGUCUCCACAUGUUGGAUAUCCGGUUUAUAAAGGAAGGUGAGACAGUUUGA
This is a messenger RNA of Porites evermanni, 1399 nucleotides long. Lineage: Eukaryota; Metazoa; Cnidaria; Anthozoa; Scleractinia; Poritidae. The record is from the annotation of a GenBank genome assembly.